Messenger RNA from Stylonychia lemnae, 1287 nucleotides. Lineage: Eukaryota; Ciliophora; Spirotrichea; Sporadotrichida; Oxytrichidae. The record is from the annotation of a GenBank genome assembly.
AUGAGAUUUACAAAGAUUCUCAGAACUUCUAAUUUAUGUCAUCAAUAAAUAAUCACAAUACCAACUUAAGUGAGUUAAAUUGACAAUAUAGAGAGCAGAAGGCGAUUCUCAACUCAAAUUAAACAGGAUGAUUAAUAAACUGUGGUAGCAGCCAAUCAAGAUGAUUUCUUCACAAACUAGAGUGAAUAAGAUCUCUAAGUUAUUUCUAAAAUUCCACCUAAAGUUGACCCAAACCUUAUUUAUGAAGGCUAAAUUGUCGAUAGACAAACUGAGGAGAACUAUGAGACAUAAAAUGCAAUGAUGUAUGACUAAAAAUUCUCAGAUAAAGUGAAAGUAUUCGUCAGAGGAGGAGAUGGUGGCUCUGGGUGUAUUGGCUAUCUUAAGGGAAACUAUCAAACAAAGUAGCCUGACGGUGGAUGUGGAGGCAGAGGAGGAGAUGUAUAUUUCACAGCAACUGAGAAAUUGAAUAGUUUGUACGAUUUGAGAAGAGCGCAUUUCCUUGGAAACAAUGGAGGUCAUGGAAGAGGGAAGAAGAGAGAUGGAACUAUAGGAAGAGAUAAAUCAUAUAAUGUGCCAAUUGGAACUGAAAUCUAUGAAAUUUAGUACUAAAAGAAGGCAGCUGAUGAAGCUAGUACUGAGCAAGAUAUCACAAAAAUUAAAUUAGCAGAUUUAGAUGCAGAGAAUCAAACCUAUCUCAUGGCUAGAGGUGGUAAAGGAGGAGCGGGAAAUUUCAAAAGAAAAGACUUAUAAGCUAGAAUGCCAGGCUAAACAGGAGAGCAUAAGGAAUAUGAGCUAAAACUUAAAAUGAUUGCAGAUAUGGGAUUUAUUGGAUUCCCAAAUGCAGGAAAGUCUACUCUGCUAGCUGCUAUAACUAGAGCUUUUCCUAAGAUUGCUCACUAUCCAUUUACUACUCUAAGACCAUACAUAGGCUAUGCAAAGUUCGUUGAUGAAUCUAAAAUUUUAUUCGCUGAUUUGCCAGGAAUUAUAGAAGGAGCACAUUUAAACAAAGGUUUAGGUCUUGAGUUCCUUCAGCAUGCAGAAAGAACAAAGGCAUUACUUUUUGUGAUUGAUGGAUCAGUAGAUGAUGAAGGAAGAACACCAGUGUCAGACUAUCAGGCAGUGAAUAAAUGCGAUCGUAAAUAUGUGAAGUACAAUGAGAAACUAGAAAAGCUAAAGAAAGUGGCUCACACUGAUGUGAUACCGAUAAGUGCAAAGGAGGGAACAAACCUUGAAAUUUUGCUUGAAUCAAUCAGAGUACUAAUGAAAGAUAAGGUUGAAAAGUAAUGA